CACCUCCUUGUCACAGAAGGUGUGGUGCUGAGACGACAUCAUCCUCAUCGAUAGACACAAGCAUCCUGUCAGCUCCAUACGCGUCUCCACACUUCUGCCAAUCGAUGCUGUGAGCAAACCCUACAGGUGCCACGUACACGACUCCCCCGCUUUCCCAAACCACCUAAUCGAGGUUUGGAGCGAAUCAAGGUUCUGGCCCCAGAAUCUCACUUCUGCUUAGACCAGAACCAUGUCAGAGCCAGUCUCAUCUUCGUCUCCCGCCUCGGAGGCAGAGCCAUCAGCGGCCGAGAAGGCGCGCCGGCAAAGCCUGCUCCACGCUGCUUCCCUCUUCGGCAGCGAUGGAGAUGAUCCCUUUGCGUCUAUUAGUACGCAAGGGCUAGAGCCUACGGCAGAAGAAGACGAGACGAUCACACACGAUCAGGUCGUCGAACCGAGCGCGCCUGCCGAGCCAGUCGUGGCCUCAGCUGAGGAGAAGGUAGCUACACCUGACCUCUUCGGCGAAUCUGACGCACCGGACGACUGGCUGGGAAACUCUGGAGGAGUCGAACAGCCCGGAUAUACCGAUCAGUCAUCAUGGCCGCAAGGCUCCGAGUAUCCUGCCCACGCUACCGGCGAGGCCUGGCCCCCAUUGGAUGAGAAUGCGAAUGGAGAGCAGAGCGGGUACUAUGAGCAGCAGGGCUACUCUGCUCAAGCCGGCUAUGAGGGACAGAACUAUGACUGGAGCCAGCAGCAGCAUCAACAAGAGGGAGGCGACACAUACAACUGGGACCAGCAAGCGCAGAAUGGAGAAGCAUCGUAUGAUUGGUACCAAGAGAAUGGCCAUGACGCUGCUGCUGGUCCAUCGGAUCCUUACGCUCCUCGCGCUGGUGAAGCGGAGCAGUACAGUGCCCACGGAGCUUCACAGCCUGCUCAAGCCUAUGAACACGCUUCUGCAGAAGCCCAGUACGACUCUUCCCAGUAUGCUCCGCAAGAACAGCAGCCUGGUGAAUGGUAUCAGCUGCCGAAUGGCGAAUGGGCUCAGACCACCAAUGAAUGGCCACAGCAAGAGGAGCAGCAUGCAGACUACCAACAGGAUCAGUACGGCUACGAGCAGCCUGCAGCUCAGUCUGAAUAUGAGCAGCAGUACGAUGGGUACAGCUACGACCCAAGUAGUCAGCAUCAGUCAGACCAGUACGGCUACGGGUCGCAGAAUCAGCAGUAUGACUACGCAGGCGAUGCAGGACAGGGGGAAUCCUACGCCCCACAGAACGAGUAUCAUCAUGACCCUUACGCUCCACAGCAACACAAUCCGUACGCCCCACAACAGCAAGACAUCCCGAGCAUGAACGGCGAUCAAGCAUACUACGGAGACGAGCGCUCUACGCACCCCCUCGGCAGCAAUGAGACUGCCGAGGGGUAUGCAUAUGGUUCUCCGCAGCCGCCUCAUGCUGGAGUACAAGCGUAUGAUAUGGUCGCACAAACUGCUUCAGCAACGUCCUACGACGGCUCCUACGAUGUGUCCGACUACUCGCCAGGCGCAGCAGGAAGUUCUCAUGGUAUUCAGAGGGGCCCCUCUGCAGACCACUUCGACCCGUAUGCGCCUCCGUCUUCUCAGAGCACGGGUCAAGAUCCCUCCUCAGCAUCUGCCCUCCCUCUGCAACCCCCGCCACAAGGUCCUCCACGCGGUCCGCCUCGCGGCCCUCCUCGCGGACCCCCACGGCGAAAGACUGCCGAUGACCAGGUGACCUCGACCACCGCUCCUGCUCCCCUCCCUGUUGAACAGAGUGCCCUUGCCGCAUCCGAUGAGCCCGCAAUUGCAUCAAGCACAGCGGACUAUGCUGCUGAAACUACCCUGCCGACCGGAAGCAAGGAAGGUCAAGAGGAGGAAGAGGUCACUGCUCAGAAGACAGGUCACUCGGACUCCUCUACCAAAUUGAUCUCACCGGCCGAUUCGUUCCUCUUUCAUCAGCCUCCCACACCGAGGUUGACGAUCACUGAUGAAGACGGAGCGGAAGAAACUCCGGCGGAAGUGCAAUCUGCCCAUAGCGAGGCUUCUGACGAGCUUGACGAGGCCACUCGGGACUUCCAUGAGCUGCGACUUGGUCAGAAGAAGAAAAAGAGCUCCCGUGGCAGUCUUCGUAGGGAAGCUGGGGAUCAACGGUCGCCCGGCUUCUCGGAUCGUGCUGCCUCACCUGCUCUUCAUGCCGAGUCGACAGCGGAAGAUGAGCAAAGAGAUGUGGAAGGAGAAUACUUCGGAUCAUAUGCUGCUCAGAAUGGACUGCCAACAGACGAAGCACAUUACAAUCCCGAAGGCGGAAGCGCCGAAGCUGACCCAUAUGGCUCUCAAGGCCCGUACAACCACCAACAAAGUUCGAUGUACGGAGGUCCCCAAAGCGUCGAAGGCGUCGAAGGUCUGCCCGCCCACGACGAUACUUAUGCCUCGACCGUGCUCGAUCCAUAUGGCGCGCCGGCGGGUCACGGCGGAGUCCCUCAGUCGCAAAAUGAGCAGGGCUACGACCCAGAGGGAGGGGAGCCGGAACAGAACUUCAGUCAGCAAGACACUUUUGACCGUUAUGCAGCGCCUACUUCGGAUGUGGAUCCUUACGGAGCACCGUCAAAGGCCGAUGAUGACCCCUAUGGGCCCUCAGCUCCUUCCGCAUAUGACCCCUACGCACCAAGUACAGGCACUGGCUUGCAUGGUGCCGAUGAUUUGAGGGCAAACAGCCCUGGCUAUGGAGCUGCUGCGAACAGUGAGGAUGCGUACGGACCAAGCGCGUAUGGCAAUGAUUCGUAUGCAGGAGAAUCAGGGUAUGGUCAGGCACUGUACGGUCAGAUGAAUGGCAUGGGUGUUGACCAUCGGCUGUCCCAGGGACAGGAUCCCUCCUACCCAGGCCAGUCAGACGACGAAGCAAUACCCGACACACCCACCGCUGCGCGACCUCGCGAGCUGGACUAUGACUACGCUGGCGCACCAUACUCUCAUGCUGGCAGCGCGUAUGGCGGACCCGACGAUGACAUCAGCACCCCAUACGGAGCCGCGCCAUACGGCAUCAGUGAGGGCAUGUCCGGCAUGCGUCAGGACGACCAUUAUUCGAAUGACUCUGGAGCUCCGACAAUCACACGUCAAGCAAGCUCGUACGAGCCUGUGGCUCCUGGAUCGACAGGCCACGGGACACUUAGUGGGCAAGGCACAGAUCCCAUCGAGGAGCGCAAGAGAGCAAAGAUACCCAUCGUCAGCUUUGGCAUCGAUGGUAAGCUUGCCAUCUUCUUCCCUUCAUCGGGCGGACCGGCAUAUGAGAGCGGAGGUGCGGGAGGCUAUGGCGGCUUUGGCAGCGACUCUGGUUCAAGAAAUCAGAUCGAGGUCAGGCAACUGUCGGAGCUGAUUCCCCCGACGAGUUUUGCAUCGUCUUUCGAUCCUCUGCAGUUCCCGGGUCCUGCUUUUGAGAGCACUGGAGCCCCUUCCGGAGCUCUAGCUCGUGCUACAGGCUCCACUGGUGUCCCAGCUGCCGUCAAGACCAAGAAGGCUGCACUCGUCAAGUAUCUGCAGGAUGCCGCAGAAGGCAUGGAGGCUGGUGUUUCGUAUCGGAAAAAGCGGGCAAAUGGAAGCGACGGUGUGGCAGAUUCAGAGGCGAGGAAGGACGCACAGACUGCAGAGGACCGGAUCCUGCUGAUGAGACUGCUCGCGACGAUGCUGGAACAUGACGGGACUAAUGCAGCCUUCUUCGAAGCUGCAAAAGCCUUGUUGUGCUCGAAGAACCCAGAGACAGCUGCCACUGCCUCGACCUUCGCUCCCGCAUACAUGGCUGACACGCAAGCCGAUGACCUGGGUCCCACCAUUCGGACCAACAGUGUUCGCAGCGGCUCCCUUCGACGCAUUCGAGAUUUGCUCGCCGCAGGCCAUCGAGACGAAGCCGUCGACUUUGCCAUUCAGCAGAAGAUGUGGGCUCAUGCCAUGGUCAUCGCGAGCGCCAUUGACCAGGUGACUUGGCGCAAGGUGGCCAGCAGCUUCAUCGAGGAUGAAGUCGGCACAAGUGGCGAAGCGGAUGCGGACACAAGCUCUGCCAGCUUGAAACUGAUCUACAAUCUCUUCUCGGGUCAAGAUCCCAGUUCUAUCUUCGACAUAUACCGGCGGCCACAAGCACUUGGUCCUGGUCAAGCCACUUCGGAUACUGCUGAUGGCGGUCUGACAGCCGAAGCCUCUGAUUGGAAGAAUGCUGCUGCAAUGAUCCUGGCCAAUCGCUGCUCGGGAGAUUCAGCUGCGUUGACGGCCAUGGGAGACGGUCUGCUUCAAGGCGGCUGGCAUGAGGCAGCUCACGUCUGCUACCUCCUCUCGCCGCAGACGUCUCCACUCGGAGGUGGUGGCGGCGACGGUGCUCGAUUCACCUUGCUCGGCGCCCCGAGUCCGUUCGCCAGCACAGCUUUCCUCCGCGAUCUGGAUCACUUCAUCCUCACUGAAGCUUAUGAACUCUCACAAGGUCUCACGCCUACUACCAAAGGUCAAGAAGCUUACAGUGGCCUUCCUCAUUUGCAGGCCUACCGCCUCGUCCAUGCUUACCAGCUCGCUGAGCUUGGCGAGGCCAAACGAGCUCAGAAGUACUGCGAAGCCAUUGCUAGUGUCGUGAAGGCGUCUUCUAAGCACUCACCCUACUUCCACCGAGUUCUUGUAGGACAGCUCAAGGAGUUCUCUGAUCGUCUGCUGGGCGCGCCUCAACUCGAUAGCGGUGGCAACUGGGUCACGCGCAAGAUGCAGCGACCGACCUUGGACGGAAUGCUCUCCGUCUUUGAAGGCCGCUUCACCAAGUUCAUUGCUGGCGAUGAGAGCACAGACAGCUCGCAAAGUACCGCGACCAAGUCCAAGCCUGGAAGCGCUGCUGGGUCUACAGUGGGUGCCUUUUCGCACUUUAGCUCCAUCACACCUGAGGCUACUUCGGGCGGCAUCUCGAGGGUGUCUUCCUUCACCGAGUACAGCGCCUCUACAAGUCGCCCAUCUUCGCGCGCUGCCUCAGUGAGGGGCGGUGGGCUGCAAGGCCCCAAUUCGACGAGCACGCCUCCGUCCUCUUACUCCUACUUGCAGCACCAGCAGCAGCAACCGCUAGGUGCCAGUCUGCCACCCUCUGGCAUCCCAUCCUAUGCUAGCUCCCAACACUCCCGCGUAUCGAGUCACGAGUCUUCAUCUUUCCCGCCCACUACCAACGAUCGAAAUGCAAGCUACCCCUCUAGUGAUGCUGGAGGCUACGGCACGCAAACGUACAGCUACGGGCAGACAGAAGCAGCACCUUGGCCCGGGCAGGCUGCUCCUGGGUCAGAGUACGGCGGAGAUGCGCCAUUGUAUGGCUACGACAGCUCAUCAGCAGCUGGCACGGGUCCCAAGCCCCAAUUCAUCAGCAGCCUCGGUGCAGAUCUGGACCAAGGCGCUGAUCCUAAUGGCUUCGUCUCGCCGAUGGAUGUUCUGACGCCGAGCGCAUCGUCGUACUCUCCUUCUUCCUAUGCCUUUGAUUCGCCAGUUGGUCAACAGGCGAGUGCGGGAGGUGACCAAGCUGCCUCGCGAUCAUGGAUGGACGCGGGCGAGGAUGACGAAGAUCUGGGCUUCGGCAACAACAGCAAUAAGAAGAAGGCGGCUCAGAACCCCGGUGGAGACGAUGCCGACGAGGAGAAGACACGGGAAGAAGAGAAGCGAAAGAAGGAAGAAGAAGAGGCCAAAGCGAAGAAGGCGCAGGAGGAAGCCAGUAAGCCUGCCACGAAUUCCUGGCUCGGUAGACUCUGGGGUCGUAAAGAAGCCUCUCCGGCAGCGGGUGCAGAUGGGGCUACGAAAGCCGUGCAAGCUCACAUGGGUGAAGAGUCUGCCUUUUACUACGACAAGGAGCUCAAGCGCUGGGUUAACAAGAAGGCUGGCGAUUCAGGAGGGGCAGCAGCCACACCUCCACCACCCCCACGCGCUACUACGGCUUCACCCUCCAUGGCGACAGGCGGCGGUGGAGCUGGUGGUGCGCAUGGGGCAGGGAGGUCCGUCAGUGGACCUGCCAGCUCACACCGAGCAGGAUCUGAGCGAGCCGCCUCGCCUUCCCCUGGUCAAGGUCAGAACUACCGCGCAGCAGGCGGCUCCAGCACUCCUUCCAUCAGCGAAGGCGCAGCAGUCGGUGGCUCUUCACCAACACCCCUCUCCAUGGCAGGCGGACCACGAGGUCCUCUACCCCGGGCUAGAUCCAAUCUCGCAGACCCAAAUCAACCCCCGGCCAUUCAGCCUCCGAUGCGGCCUAGCACGGCAGCUCCCCUCGGUGCUGGUGGUAGCGGCGGUGGUCCUCCGGGUACGGGGAGCGGUACGCCCCCUCCACCGAUGCCUGGAGGUGGAACACGGAGCGGACCAAAGAAGAGGGCAAUCUCGAGUCGGUAUGUCAGGGUGGACUGAGAAGAGAGGACUCGAAAGGGACUGGACAAUGAUGAGGCGGUCAUGCGUAAUACUAUUCUCUUGUUGAGUUUUCUGCAUUGGUAGUGAGCUCGCCCAAAGGAUGAAACGGUAAAGAGAGCUGCUCCUGAUCCUGCAUUCAGCUUUACCACCUCUCAUUGUACUUGCCCUUCUGAGUCGCAGCCCCAACCUGCACCCCCUCCUUACCCGCACUCUCCUCUCCACCCAUACUAAACUCCUCAGCAUCUGCCGCUUCCUGUCUCAUCUUCUCAAAAGC
Messenger RNA from Microstroma glucosiphilum, 6659 nucleotides. RefSeq lists its product as hypothetical. Lineage: Eukaryota; Fungi; Basidiomycota; Exobasidiomycetes; Microstromatales; Microstromataceae. The record is from RefSeq and is a predicted model, not a curated record. The coding region runs from base 230 to 6385 and encodes 2051 amino acids. Gene Ontology annotation, cellular component: endoplasmic reticulum exit site; ER to Golgi transport vesicle membrane. Gene Ontology annotation, biological process: Golgi organization; COPII vesicle coat assembly; autophagy. The transcript has a single exon.